This is a messenger RNA of Symbiodinium sp. CCMP2456, 459 nucleotides long. The record is from the annotation of a GenBank genome assembly. Lineage: Eukaryota; Dinophyceae; Suessiales; Symbiodiniaceae.
AUGUUGAACACGCGCAAGAAGCUGGUGAAGGACAAGGGCGCUGCGCCCACAGAGCUUGACCAGGAGGUUGCAAAGGCCUUGUUCGACAUCGAGGUGUCUCCUUCGUGCGACAUCAAGGCUGACCUCAAGGACGUGUACAUCAGUGGUGCCAAGGAUGUGGAGGUCAAGCACGGAGUUGCCAUGGUGGUGCACUUUCCAUUCCGUGUGUGGAAGACGGUGAAGAAGAUCCAGGGCCGCCUGAUCAGAGAGUUGGAGAAGAAGUUCACCAGGAAGCACGUUGUGCUUGUGGCCAACCGUACCAUCUUGGACAAGAACUUCAGACGCAAAGGCCUGAAGGUGAGGCCUCGCAGCCGAACCCUGACGGCAGUGCACGAGUCCAUCUUGGACGAUCUAGUGGGACCGACCGAGAUCGUGGGCAAGCGCACGCGCAUCUCAGUUGAUGGCAGCAAGCUGCUGAAG